Dalotia coriaria is the source of this 2011-nucleotide messenger RNA. Its product is annotated as cyclin-dependent kinase 14-like. Gene Ontology annotation, cellular component: cytosol; cytoplasm; nucleus. Gene Ontology annotation, biological process: protein phosphorylation. Gene Ontology annotation, molecular function: ATP binding; cyclin-dependent protein serine/threonine kinase activity; cyclin binding. NCBI's taxonomy places the organism in Eukaryota, Metazoa, Arthropoda, Insecta, Coleoptera, Staphylinidae. The record is from RefSeq and is a predicted model, not a curated record.
GUUAGUGGUGUUGUUCCGCUGAGUUCCCGUGUCGCGUCCGCGUGUGUUGUGUCCGCAGCUCGCGACCGAAAAAGCGCGUAAACGAUGAUCGACGCGAUUCGGUGAGAGUGCCCCAAGCGAUUGUGAUAACUCGCGUGAGUAUGUAUUGUACGGUUGACAAGAGCCACAGCAGUGGGGCCCCGGCCGCGCACUCCAAGAGCCUCAAGGAUGUCGGCCUUCCCUCCGGUGUUACCAUGAGGGAGAAGAAAAGUGGCGCUUUGUCCUCCAAGAUGCAGAAACUCAGGAAAAGACUGUCGCAUUCCUUCGGACGAUUAUCCGUCUCGAAGGAAGAGCAGGAUGAGCGAAAGCUACACUACAACGGCUACAGUGACGAAUUCCUAGAUAGGUUAGAACCCAACGGAAAUAUUCCAGCAGAAUGGAACAACAUGUCGGGUCACGACAGGGUAAAGCGACAGCUCUCCGUCUCGUCGGACAGCAAGCUGUUGGAUGACGACAAGGAGGAGACGCGCGUGAUCCUCAGACCGAAAACCCCGAGACCCAAGUCGGAGGUGCUUCUCAAUCAGGGGUCGGACCAUCGCCGGAUGAAGCGCUUCUCUGCUUUCGGGGGCGAUUCGCCGUUUGGAAAGUCCGAGGCUUACAUUAAAUUAGAACAAUUAGGCGAGGGAUCGUACGCAACUGUUUAUAAGGGUUUUAGCAAUUUAAAAAAUCAAGUAGUAGCAUUGAAAGAAAUUCGGCUGCAAGAGGAGGAGGGUGCUCCCUUCACGGCCAUUCGGGAGGCUUCCCUUCUCAAAGAACUGAAACACGCCAACAUUGUCACUUUACAUGACAUUGUACAUACGCGAGAAACGCUUACGUUUGUGUUUGAAUUUGUUCAUACAGACUUAUCACAGUACCUGGAGCGACAUAGCGGAGGCCUGGAUCCACGCAAUGUCAGACUGUUUCUUUUUCAAUUACCGGGACUAUCAUACUGCCAUGCGCGCCGCGUCCUGCAUCGCGACGUUAAGCCGCAGAAUCUGCUGAUCAGCGAGAUCGGCGAACUGAAGCUAGCCGACUUCGGUCUUGCCCGAGCCAAGUCCGUGCCCAGCCACACCUACUCCAACGAGGUGGUGACGCUUUGGUACCGGCCACCAGACGUAUUGCUGGGCAGUACAGAGUACUCGACGUCGCUGGACAUGUGGGGCGUCGGUUGUAUCUUCGUUGAGAUGAUCACCGGCAUGGCCAUUUUCCCCGGUAACCGCGACACGUACGACCAGCUUGACAAGAUAUUUAAGGUGCUUGGUACGCCGACAGAGGAAACAUGGGACGGUGUGACGCGAUUGCCCGGCUACAAGCCACAUAAACUAGUGCUAUAUAGACCUAAGAACUUGGGCAUUUAUUGGCCGCGACUGUUCGACAUCGCGCAGGGCGAAGCGAUGGCCUCCUCUCUUUUGCAGUUGAACCCUGAGAAUCGGAUAGGUGCUGACGAUGCCAUGCAGCAUCAGUAUUUCGCCGGAUUACCUAAGAAACUACACGAACUCCCGGACGAUGUGUCAAUAUUCAGUGUUGAAGGUGUGCACUUACAUACCGAAAUGUCGUUUUUCAAACCGCGACCGAAGUAAAGCGAGUUGCGACGCAAACUCAGGAACAAUACCUAUAUUAAAUAAACUCUAAACAACUAUUGUAAGCAAUGAUUUCACGAAAUUUCACACCGACGAAAAUGCUACAAGAUACCAACCGAACACACUUAAAACACAAUGACCUGGCUUGACUGUGCUACACUUGCUCUUCAUCUCUUGCGGAGUCGCCACCCACGACACUAUUUUUACAACAACAUAAGUUUAACGAAUCAAGGAUGCGAUAGGUCUGCGAUAGAAGACAUUUUCCUGGAGCUGACGCUGUCAGCCAGAACGUGCUUCACCAAUGUACAGCUACUAUCUAAAUAAAUGAAGAAUUAUGUGAAUCGCUGCGUACAUAUCGCGUACGCAAUCAAUGCCGGAUUAUAUUUUAUUAUGUUUUUAAGUCUUAUAAUUAU